AUGACAAACACUGAGUUUGAAACAGUUAAAAAGAUAGACAAUGAGACCAAAGUGGUUAGAAUUGGUGAUUUAAACGUAAGAUACUCAAAGAAAUACAACAAAUAUUCUUUGUCAGACAUUUUAACACUAUCUGAAAAGAAAACAUCCCACGACUGGGUUAGAAAUGCUUCUACUCAGAAAAUUUUGACAAAAAAUCCUGAGCUUAUGAUAUCGGUAAGAUUCUAUGGAACAAGAACAUAUCUUAUAGACAAAAGUCUUAUACCACUAGUUUUGUUCUGGAUUGACCCAGUUGUUGGAUAUAAUUUCAUAACAUAUGGUUCAUUCGAUACGGAACGUUGCAGUGAAGGCUUACUUUACAUCGUUCAGAAACCGAAGGACUUCAAUACAAAGAGAUAUAAGAUAGGAAGAACAUAUAAUAUAACUCAAAGAUAUGA
Trichomonas vaginalis G3 is the source of this 434-nucleotide messenger RNA. RefSeq names its product organellar and viral DNA polymerase type B. NCBI's taxonomy places the organism in Eukaryota, Parabasalia, Trichomonadida, Trichomonadidae. The annotation marks the transcript as partial. The record is from RefSeq and is a predicted model, not a curated record. The transcript has a single exon.